GUGGACGAGAAAACGUCCGCGUUGGUCGGAGCUGCGGAUUUUAUGUAAAACGCUUCGGACGUUUAUUUUAUUUCGAGGAAAGCUCCUGUCGCAGCAGAGAGAUGUGCAGUUUCGAUAAGGAAAAGGGGCCAGGGAGGCUCAUGAAAAAGGGGUUAAUGCUCAUCCUGAUUGGCCACAUCAACUUCAUCCUCGGAGCUAUUGUCCAUGGCAGCGUGCUCCGCCACAUUUCCAACCCCACCCAUCACAUUAGCACUGAAUACACUGUAACUAACAUCAUCUCUGUCACCUCUGGCCUGCUGAGCAUUGCUUCUGGAAUUAUUGCCAUCGUGGUAUCAAGGAACCUUCGUGAAAUCAAACUGCAAAUUGGACUUUUGAUCGCAUCAUUCCUGAACGCCUUCCUCUCCGCAGCGUGCUGCGUUGGGCUCCUCGUGGCCAUUAGUAUCACCGUUGCACACAGUGGAGAGGGUUUGAUGUCAGGAUGCAAUGACACGGUGGUGCCGAUCGAUGCUCGCUCACCUAUCAGUGCCCAGUGCCCGUUUGAUACAACACGAAUCUAUGAUACAACCUUGGCUCUGUGGAUCCCGUGUGCUUUGCUGUCGGCAGCUGAGUCUGGACUGUCAGUGUGGUGCUUCAUUGUGGGACUGACUCUCAGAGGGCUGGCGCCCUGUGUCAACAGCUACAUCAAAGAGCAGUUAGAGGAAGAGGGAUUUCCCCACAACCGGCGCCUGAUUGAGGACCACUUAAAUCCUGAAGCAUGAAGCCCAAGCAGCAAGCACAUUGAAACACACAAAAAUCCCAAAGAACGUUUUUAUAUACGAAAGCAGACUGACAUAUUUUCCUACAAGAAGUUAUGUGUUGCUGUAGUAAUAUCCCAGUAUAAGUAUGGAGUCAGUCCAUCAAAGUGAUUCUUUCUUACUCUUAUUAUUCUCCUCCGUCCACGUUCUGAACCACUCCAUGGCAUCCUAGGUCCACAGACCAUGCUCAUGUAAAUGUAAUGUAUGCAAACGUGUCUUAUAAGUUGCACAAUACUGUGAUUGUGCUAUAUAAUCCACGACUCAUUAAUUUAUGUUCAUA
This is a messenger RNA of Cololabis saira (Pacific saury), 1074 nucleotides long. Its product is annotated as keratinocyte-associated protein 3. The transcript has 6 exons. Lineage: Eukaryota; Metazoa; Chordata; Actinopteri; Beloniformes; Belonidae. The coding region runs from base 102 to 758 and encodes 218 amino acids. The record is from RefSeq and is a predicted model, not a curated record.